Benincasa hispida (wax gourd) is the source of this 1253-nucleotide messenger RNA. RefSeq lists its product as uncharacterized. Gene Ontology annotation, molecular function: cadherin binding. Gene Ontology annotation, cellular component: mitochondrion; nucleoplasm. Lineage: Eukaryota; Viridiplantae; Streptophyta; Magnoliopsida; Cucurbitales; Cucurbitaceae. The record is from RefSeq and is a predicted model, not a curated record.
AAUUUGUUAUUAGCAGCCAACAAAAUUUGGGCAUCUAUACAAAAAUUUAGAUGAAGCAUGGGAGUGUUUUAAUUUUGCGCAGUGAAGGUCCAUAGGGUUGGUUUCUUCUUCUUCUUCUUCCUUGAUUCUGUGGCUAAUUCAAAUUGCAGAAUUGAAUUGUAAUGUUAUGGGGAGAAGUGUUUCAAGGUCUCCGUCGUAUACUCACCGCUCCAGUUCCCAUCGCCAUGGUCGGAGAAGCAGAAGGGACCGAACUCCUUCCCCAUAUUAUUCCAAUUCCCAUUCCAGGAGAAGGAGCCGUUCAACCUCCCUCCGCCGCCGCAGAACUCCUUCCCCCUCCUACCGUCGUCGUAGAAGUCGCUCUCCCACCCCACGGAGACGCCGCCGUCGCAGAAGUAGGUCUUUCUCCUUAUCCCCUUCCCCCAAAUCCUCUAGUUCCAGUCCUAGCCCUGCAUCCACUGAUCGCAAAAAUUCCAUAGACAAGCUUAAGAAAGAGGAAGAAGAGAAGAAAAGGCGUGAAGCAGAGUUGAAGAAGUUAGAAGAAGAUGCAGCUAGGAGGCUGGAAGAAUUAAUUCAGAAGAAUGUUCAAGAAAUACUAAACUCUGAAGAGACUAGACUAGAAAUACAGAGGCGAAUAGAGGAAGGUCGCAAGAAAUUGUUUGAUGAUGUUGAUCGGCAACUUGAGAAAGAGAAAGAAGCUGCUCUUACUGCUGCAAGACAGAAAGAAGAACAAGCCCGAAAAGAGAGAGAAGAGCUAGAUAGAAUGCUAGAAGAGAAUAGGAGAAGGGUAGAAGAAGCUCAGCGUAGAGAAGCUCUGGAGCUGCAGCGGAAGGAAGAAGAACGAUAUCGUGAGCUGGAGCUGAUUCAGAGACAAAAAGAGGAGGCCGCUCGGAGGAAAAAGCUGGAACAGGGAGAGGAGAGAACAUAGAACGUAGAUUGUGUUGCAGCCGAGAAUGUAUGGUCUACUGUAGAUGAAAUAUGGUACAUCCAUAGUUUCCUGAUCCAUGCAAUGGUGAACUUGAAGCCGAUGAUUUUUGGUCAAAGUUGCUAAUAUCGUUUGGGCUAUUUACCUAUUCCUUGCAUUUUGUGGGACAAUGAUAUUGGUUUCUUUGGCGCCCCUUUGAGUUUCUGUUUUGUGGUUGUUCUAUGACAUGGACAACACAUGAAUUUUGGGUGGUUGAUUUGUUAUUGAAUUGAUCUCGUCAAGUCGUUCUAUAACUGAAGUGCUCAUAAAGCUUAUUAUCAAUUCUUAAAAA